AUGGCGUCAUCCGCCAUUCGCCCGGCCGGGCGCAGCGUCGAGUUCUUCAACGAAGAACGAUUUUCGCUCCUCCGCCGAAGUGCCGAUGUGCCCGACGACUUCGUGAAUGAAGGAUGGUCCUUCGAGAGCCUCACCGGAGGCGGUGGAAAGGGUGGAACUCUCAUGGCCAAAGUGGGCGACUAUGUAGUAAAGGAGCUCAGCAAAGGCGACCACCGUACGCUGCUGGAGGUGUCUGGGAGUCUGUGUGAACACAUUCUCGGUGGGCCCUCCUUGCUUUGCCCAAUCUAUCUCCAUUUCAGAGAUGUGGCCAGCAAUCGGAUGUUCUUCGUCAUGCAGAAUGCUAUUGGAUCGGGCCCAUUCCAGGUCCUCUACGAUCUGAAGGGCUGUGCAGACGACAAGCUGCUAGAGAAAGAGGGCGUCAAAGUCCGUGCCGUUCACAAACGUGUAUGGAAUUUGCCGAUGUGGUGCUCCUGUACAUGGAGUCAGGCGAGGCGGCGCUACUACGCCGGCAAGUGCGAAGCACGGCAGGUGAAGAUCCCCUUGCUCCCGAGUCAGCGCGACGCUUUCCUCGAGGCUCUUCGCCGCGACGUUUCGUGGCUUGGAGGCCAUCAGCUCAUGGAUUACAGCUUGCUUGUUGGGAUCCAGGAGAGCACCGGGCCCGGCUUCUCCCCGCGAGUGGGCCGGCCGUAUGUUCAGCCCGGAAGGGGCGGUCAAACAACAGCGGUGUACAUCUCCAUCAUCGACUUCCUGCAGAAGUGGACCAUGGGAAAACGAGUUGCGAGGGUCCUGAAAGUCUUGGAGCAGAACAAAGCUACGAUUCCGCCGAAGAGCUAUGCUGCCCGCUUUGCUGUCCACUUCACGCAGAGCGUGAUGCUGGUGGAGAACCCUGAAGAUGUGGAGCUACCGCCAAUGACGGAGAAGCUGCCACACUUUACACCUCCGCCAAAGGCGGAGGAAGAGGAGGAUCUUUUCAACCCGGUCCCAGUGGAGCCGCUGGAGAUUUCCGGCGUCGUCCCCAAGGUCCCCGCGGUGGUUGGGGCGACCGAAGCCGAGGAAUCCCUUCUGGACAUCUCGAAGCAGGAGGAGCUCGGACAGUUCUUCUCAGAGGACAAUGGGGUGGUCGAGCACACAGCCCUGGAGGGCAACGCCGCUGCACGGCACUGUUGCAGCUCCUGGAUGCUACGGCAGGCAUCCUGCGUGUGA
Messenger RNA from Symbiodinium sp. CCMP2592, 1203 nucleotides. Lineage: Eukaryota; Dinophyceae; Suessiales; Symbiodiniaceae. The record is from the annotation of a GenBank genome assembly.